CGCACGACCCUGUCCAGCAUGGAGAAACACUUGUUCAGCCUGAAGUUCGCGGCCAAAGAACUGAACAGGAGUGCCAGAAAAUGCGACAAGGAGGAAAAGGCCGAAAAGGCCAAAAUUAAAAAGGCCAUUCAGAAGGGCAACAUGGAAGUUGCGAGGAUACACGCCGAAAACGCCAUCCGCCAGAAGACCCAAGCGGUGAAUUUCUUGAGAAUGAGUGCGCGGGUGGAUGCGGUGGCCGCCCGAGUCCAGACCGCGGUGACCAUGGGCAAAGUGACCAAGUCCAUGGCCGGUGUGGUUAAGUCCACGGAUGCGGCGCUGAAGACCAUGGAUCUGGAGAAGAUCGCUGCUUUGAUGGACAAAUUCGAGCACCAGUUUGAGACCCUGGACGUCCAGACGCAGCAAAUGGAAGACACGAUGAGCAGGACGACGACGCUGAGCACUCCCCAGAACCAGGUGGAUACGCUGCUCCAGGAAAUGGCAGAUGAGGCGGGCCUUGACCUUGGCAUGCAGCUGCCUCAGGGCCAGACGGGUUCCCUGGGACGGAGCGUGGCUUCGGCUGAGCAGGAUGAACUGUCCCAGAGACUGGCCCGCCUUCGGGAUCAAGUCUGA
Peromyscus leucopus (white-footed mouse) is the source of this 609-nucleotide messenger RNA. RefSeq names its product charged multivesicular body protein 1b-like. Gene Ontology annotation, cellular component: ESCRT III complex; multivesicular body. NCBI's taxonomy places the organism in Eukaryota, Metazoa, Chordata, Mammalia, Rodentia, Cricetidae. Bases 19 to 609 code for a protein of 196 amino acids. The transcript has a single exon. Gene Ontology annotation, biological process: protein transport; late endosome to vacuole transport; endosome transport via multivesicular body sorting pathway. The record is from RefSeq and is a predicted model, not a curated record.